AUGGAGGGGACGCUAUUCAUACUUUUUACAUUACCAAUACUGUCAUUAUGUUCUGGAGAAGGCAACAUCCAUUUGUUAGAGGAAGAAGUUGCUGCCGCUCUAAAAUCUUGUUCACAAAUACACAAUAAAGAAUAUGGAAAAAAUGACAAGAGGCAAAGACGAUCAGAACUAAUAUCUUACGAGUAUAAUACACCUCGCAUUGAUGCCAACAACAAACAGGAAGUUAAUCCAUAUAACCAUGUACGGCGCAAUAACAGCUUCCUCAACCAAAUAUACAUUUUAAACGAUACUGAUUACAAUUAUUCGGGUUACAAUGUUGGCAGUAAUGGCGAAAAAUUUAUUAAAAACGUCCCCAAACCUGCAUUGGGUAAUGUAAAUAUUACAAACAAUAACGAUGUAGGCUAUAAAAAAGUUAAAAGAAACGAUCCACUACUAAGUAAAGAUGACAAUGAUCAGUGCCUCAGUCAGUGUGUAUUCGCCAAUUUGCAAAUGGUGGAUUCGCAGGGAAUCCCCCGUGAAGCGGAGAUGUGGAACAAAGUGCAAACAACAUUAGCAUCCCAACAGGCACGUGUAUUACUUAGAGACCAAAUAAGGGCAUGCUUUCAAGAACUUCAAUCUGAAUCGGAAGACAAUGGCUGCUCUUAUUCAAACAAACUGGAACGCUGUUUAAUGCUUCGCUUCGCUGAUAGAAAAAUAAACGGGACACGUACUACCUCG
This is a messenger RNA of Brenthis ino (lesser marbled fritillary), 717 nucleotides long. The record is from the annotation of a GenBank genome assembly. Lineage: Eukaryota; Metazoa; Arthropoda; Insecta; Lepidoptera; Nymphalidae.